CCCCAAGAUUAAGAAGACAAAAAAGUUCCUUUCUUUUUUAAUUGAAGGAAGAAAAGAUUACUUCUGCGAAAUUCCCAAGAUUUCUUGAGAGAGAUGGGGUGUGUGGCUUCCAAGGUAAAGCAGGAGGAGGAAGGAGAAGGAGUGGUGUCCAUAUGCAGAGAAAGAAAGAAGCAACUGAAGCUUACUGUGGAGAGAAGGUAUAGCCUUGCAGAUACACACCAUAGAUACUGUCAAGCCCUGAAUGGAGUCUCCGCAGCCAUCAAGCUCUUUGUGGCUCGCCAUUUUUCACCUUCUUCCCCAUAUCUCAUCACCUUCCCACCCCCUCCGGGGGAUUCAACUUCAUCUUCAACCCCACUUUUUCUUCAGCAAAAACCCUCUCAACAGACAACUACCACUCCCACCCCCAAAGAAACCCCUUGCUGUGUUGAUUCUUCCGGGGAAGAAGAAGAAGAGGGGGAGGAGGAGAGAGAGGAGAUACGCCACGUGGAGAAGAAGGAAGAAAGGGCGGCGUCUGUGUGUGAGUAUUUUUACAUGGAAAUGCCUCGAGAGGAGGAGAUCUCAGAGGAGGAUUUGAAGGCGGUGAGGGAGAGAGAAGGGAUUCCGGAGCUGGAGAAAGAAGAGGAGUGUGGUGGAAUGAUGGAAGAGGGGAGAGCAGAAAACGAAGAGGAGGUGGAGUUGAAGAAGAUGGAGAAUGGGGGAGAGGAGGUAAAGGGAGGGGAGAGCAGAAAAGUAGUAGCAGAUAUGGGGGGAAAGGAGGAGCUUCAUAGUGAGGGGAUGACAGAAGCAUUGGCUGAAAUGGAGAGAGGAUUGGAGGAGGAGGAGGAGGAGGGAGGGAGAGAGUUGCUUGAAGCAUUGAAGGAUAUUGAGGAUCAUUUCUCAAAAGCUUAUGAUUCUGGCAAGGAAGUCUCCAGGAUGUUGGAGUCCAAUUGGGUUUACACCCAACCAAAUUUGGAGGAUUUGAGAGGACACAUCACAACAAAACUGAUAACUCUCACAUGGAAGCCCACCCCCUCGGCUCAUUCUUCAUUGUCGUCGUCUUCUAAGAGUAGUCUUGUGGCGUCUACUUCAAGAAGCUCUUCAACAUGGAUGUCAGACUUCUCAAAUGACCUCUUGGGUGAUUUUGGGGAAUCCGGAAGCCAUUCACUGACACUCGGAAGGCUCUAUGCUUGGGAGAAGAAGCUAUACGAAGAGGUCAAGGAUGGGGAUAGCACUUGGAAAUUGUAUGAGAAAAGAUGCAAGAAACUCAAAAGAACCCAAGAUGCCACCAGAAUAGAUGCCGAAGAAGGAAAGAAAAGAGCAGCAACAUUAAAAGAAUUGCACAGCAGGAUCAUAGUAGCGAUUCGGAGUGCAGAAACAAUUUCAAAAAGAAUUGAACAGCUCAGAGAUGAGGAGCUACAGCCUCAAGUCAUUCAACUUCUUCAAGGCAUGAUGAGAGGUUGGAAAAUGAUGUUGGAAUCCCAUGAGCUUCAGAACAAAAUCAUGUCCCAAGUGUCAACUUUUAACUGCCCUGCCUAUGGGAAAUUCUGCAACGAUUCUCAUCGGCUUGCAACCCUCCAGCUUGAGGUUGAGCUUCAGAAUUGGCGUUCAUGCUUCACUGCAUACAUUGCAGCCCAGAAAGCAUAUGUUCAAUCUCUCCAUGCUUGGCUGUCUAAGUUUGUUGUCGUCGACUUCUAUUCCAAUGCCGGGCCCCCACUUCUCAAUGUUUGCCGUGAUUGGUUGUCUGCCAUGAACAAUUUGCCUGAAAAAUCAGUUUCUUGUGCGUUAAAAUCUUGUGCAAAAGAUAUAAGGGCUCUGUGGGUCCAACAGGGAGUGGAACAGCAACACAAGCGAAAGGUCGACAGCCUGUCAAAGGAACUGGAGAGGAAGACAUUGGCAUUCCAGAGGGCUGAGGAGAGAGUUUUUGAAUUUAAGAAGUUUGCUGAUAGCAGAAAUGCAGAAUUGGAGAUGGAGCAUAGGGCGGAGGUUUUGAGGGAGCAGAAAGAUUUGUUGGAUGAUUUCAGUAGGAGGGUUGGUUUGGAAAGGGAAGAACACCGGAAAAGCAUGCAAGAAACACAGAGAAUCACAUUGAGAGGGUUUCAGUCUGGGUUUGGCAGUGUGUUCGAGUCCAUGGCUGAGUUUUCCAGAGCAGCUUUAAAAAUGUACAAUGAAGUUUUAAGUGCUUGGGAAAAUUCUCAAAAAAAUUCUCAAGUUGAUGAAUAUGUUAAAAGAUGACACUUUUAUGGUGGUGUUGAGGUUUAGGAGUUGUGUACAUCACUUAAUUUAUGUCCUUUUCUUUCUUCCCUUUUUUUGUGAGGAUUGAAUGAUCUGUUUUUUGAUCAACAUUAGCAACAAAAAGAAGGUUUUUGA
Messenger RNA from Cuscuta campestris, 2346 nucleotides. The record is from the annotation of a GenBank genome assembly. NCBI's taxonomy places the organism in Eukaryota, Viridiplantae, Streptophyta, Magnoliopsida, Solanales, Convolvulaceae.